Messenger RNA from Ogataea angusta, 1614 nucleotides. RefSeq lists its product as uncharacterized. Gene Ontology annotation, biological process: intracellular polyamine homeostasis; transmembrane transport. Gene Ontology annotation, molecular function: polyamine transmembrane transporter activity. The transcript is spliced from 2 exons. NCBI's taxonomy places the organism in Eukaryota, Fungi, Ascomycota, Pichiomycetes, Pichiales, Pichiaceae. The record is from RefSeq and is a predicted model, not a curated record. Bases 1 to 1614 code for a protein of 537 amino acids.
AUGAGUGAUCGACACUCUUCUGAUUCCGUAUCUAUAGACUCGGAAGUAUCGAGAGAUCAUGACAAGCCUGUAGGUUUGACCGAAGACAAUCAGGAAAAACAGCAGAAUGAGGGCAGCGAAAACAUUUGCGACGAGCUGCAUACUUCUGUUACAAUCGUUAACAUCAGUAUCGGUAUCUAUUUAAUCACUUUGGGAGUUUUUCCGCUUUGGUGGUCGAGCUUCAGCGAGAGACACGGGAGACGUUCUAUUUAUUUGAUUAGUUUCAUUCUCUAUUUUGCAUUUACCAUUGGGUGUGCCUUGUCAAAGUCAAUAGGCAUGCUUAUAGGAUUCAGAGUUCUAUCAGGAGCUUGUGCUGCCAGUGUGCAAGCAGUUGGGGCAGGAAGUAUAUCAGACUUGUACCCGAUUCAUCAGAGGGGAGCUGCCAUGGGUAUUUUCUACCUUGGUCCAUUGGCUGCUCCACUGUUGUCACCGAUCGUUGGUGGUGCCAUCACUUCGAGAGAGAGUUUUGGCUGGAGAGGUACUCAGUGGUUUUUGGUUAUUUUGUCGGGGGUUUGCAUCGUCCUUUUACUUCUUGCGCAGCCGGAGACACUUCGAUUACAAGAUAAUAGGGAAGCUGUUCGAAAGAUUCUGAGAGAACGCUUGAAGAAAAAUGUUGACGAAGAACAAGGGGCUUCGGACGAUAAUCAGGAAUCAGAUGAACAUGUGGAUCGAAUAUUGUCGCGGCUUUCCAGACAGCCCUCGAGACUAGAAGACUCAGACCCAGUGGAUACAGUCACACCAAUUGGGCGUAUAUCCACUCAUGUCUCUCAAACCCAGCGCCAAGAAGAUUUAGAAAGGCUCAAAAUGGAAGUUGAAAAUUUGGAUCAGCCAGAUAAGCAGAAGAAGCUUGCAAUUAUCAGGCGCAGUUUAUAUAUCCACGGUUUCUUGCCAUUAAAGUCUCUGCAUUUUUUGAGAUAUCCACCCGUUUUCCUAGCUAUUUGCUACUCUGCUCCAUGUUUUGCCGUGUUAUACUUUGUCAAUAUGACGCUUUCAUAUUGCUAUUCUCGGCCUCCUUACAAUUUCAACUCCCUCCUGGUUGGUCUUGUCUACAUUCCAAACUCAGUGACUUACAUUAUAGCCUCGAUCUGGGGAGGCCGAUUCACAGACUAUUUACUUGAGAAAAAGCGCCAAAAGUAUGGCAUUGUUGCCCCCGAGGCACGUUUCGGUAUCAAUGUCUACUUGGCCGCUGGCAUAUUUCCUUGUUCGCUUCUGAUUACCGGAUGGUGUUUAGACAAGAAGGAGCAUUGGGUUACACCAUUGGUUGGAACAGCUCUUUUUGGGUUUGCUCAGAUGAUCGUUAUUGGAACUACAGUCACGUAUAUUGCUGAUUCUUUACCUGGCAGAGGUGCCACGGGAAUUGCAUUGUCCAAUUUCGUCCGAAUGCUUUUGGCAGCAGGUGCUUCAUUUGCCACAGAGCCUUUAAUCAAAGCUAUCGGCACCGGUAUCCUGUUCUCUAUCCUAGCAGGGUGCACUAUCGCUCUCUCCAGCAUUUUGGCUAUACUUAAGUUACGUGCUGACUAUUGGCGAGAAACGUACAAUCUAGAGAGACUCUAUGAUAUAGUGGACGAUUCAUAA